UUCACUCUUAUUCAUUCCCUCACAACUUUCUCCAUGAUCAAGCUUUACACAGGAAACAACAUUCUUGGCUGCAUUUCUACUCCAUUAAUGUAAUCCGUUCUGAUGCUGCUACUUUGCUUAAUCACAAUUUCUUUCUCAUCAGCCCAAUCACAAAACAUAAGCUUGGGUUCUUCUCUCUCCCCCACCCCAAAUGGUAGAGGCCUCAGUUACUGGCUCUCACCUUCUGGUAACUUUGCCUUCGGCUUCUAUCCUCUCAAAGACCCCCAACAAUUCUUAGUAGGAAUUUGGAUGCCGAAAACACUGGAAAAAGUCCUGGUUUGGAGUGCAAACAGAAAUGGUCCUCCCUUUUCAGUUGGUUCUUUUGUCACUCUAUCCAGGAAUGGUGGACUCAUCCUAAAUAACAGUCAAGCCCAAUUAGAACCCAUACACCUUAACUCAUUACCGGCCUCUUCGGCUUCCAUGCUCGAUGAUGGUAAUUUCGUUUUAUACAAUUCUGAUUCUCGGGCAAUAUGGGAAAGCUUCGAUUCCCCAACGGACACCAUUUUAUCAGGACAGACGCUGAGUACCAAACUCAGCUCUAGUGUCUCGGAAACUAAUCACUCAACCGGAAAAUACCAACUGAUAAUGCAAACUGAUGGAAAUCUUGUUCUCUACUAUCUUGUGGAUGGAGCAAGGACGAUACUCACACCAGCCAACGCAUACUGGUUUACGCGAACACAGGGAAAAGGGGACGCUGUGACUCUGAAUUUAGCCCAAGAUGGCCAUAUGUAUCUGCUUGAUUCAACUGGUUCCAACAUAAAGAAUAUCACAAAUUCGCAAGAUCGAAGGUCUAUUUAUAGAGCAAGGCUUGAACCAGGUGGUAAUUUCGAACUGUUUUUGCAAAAUUUGGAGGGAAAUGGCAGCUCCCUUGUAUGGUCUGCUGCUAAUGACCCAUGUGAGGUUUAUGGGCUGUGUGGGUUUAAUAGCUACUGUACUCUAAUGGAUGUUACUCCAACCUGCUUAUGUCCCCCUGGUUUUGUACUUAUCGACCCAAAUGGGAAUUCUCAGGGUUGUCAAAGGAACUUCACUGGAGAGGAUGACUGCAGAGUAAAAGAAGGAAUUCAGGGCUGUAUGAUGUUUCCAAUGGAGAAUAUAAAUUGGGCAGAUAAUGCUUUCGAUAUCUUAUCAGCAAGUGAAGAAGAAUGCGAGCAAGCUUGCUUGGAUGAUAGGGCUUGCAUGGCCAUUCUGUUCGAAAACAAUCAAUGCAAGAAACAGCCUCUGCCUUUAAGGUAUAUGAAAAGGAUAACUGGAAGUUCAGUGAAAGCUUUCAUCAAAACAGCAGGACAAAAUUCUUCAGCAGGAAUCAAUGGCAGAAACAAAGGUGAGCAUCAAAAAAUUCUACUAAUUAUUGGGCUGAUCCUAAUGGCAUUCUCCAUAAUCCUUGUAUUGAUUUCUAGCUUUCUUUACUAUAAUUCACGUGUUGGAAGGCACUACCAGAAGCUCAUGAAACAGGUUAAAAAUGCCCCAAAUGAGGUGAACCUUAGGUCCUUUAGCUACUCAGAGUUAGAAAAAGCAACUCACAGGUUCAAUCAAGAGCUUGGUCAAGGCGCUUUUGGAACUGUGUACUUAGGCUCUCUCCCUUGCAACACAAAAGUUGCUGUCAAAAAGCUCGAGAAGGUGAUUGAAGAGGGAGAAAGAGAGUUCCAAACAGAGAUGAAUGUGAUUGGAAAAACCCAUCAUAGAAACCUUGUUCGAUUAUUCGGUUACUGUAAUGAAGGCUCUCACAGGUUCUUGGUUUAUGAGUUCAUGAGCAAUGGGUCACUUGCUAGCCAUCUCUUCAAAACAGAGUCCCGACCCGAUUGGUUCCAAAGGGUUGGUAUUACUCUGGACAUAGCUCGAGGGCUAUUAUAUUUGCAUGAAGAGUGUGUGACCCAAAUCAUCCACUGUGACAUAAAGCCCCAAAACAUACUUCUUGAUGACUUUCAAACUGCCAAGAUAUCGGAUUUUGGUCUUGCAAAGAUUUUGAAACCCGAACAAACAAGGACUUACACUGGGGUUCGUGGCACUAGGGGAUAUGUUGCUCCUGAAUGGUACAAGAAUCAGUCGAUAACCGUCAAGGCGGAUGUGUAUAGUUUUGGGAUCAUGUUAGUGGAGAUCAUAUGUUGCCGAAAAGCUAUAGAGUCAGGAGCUCCCGAGGAUGAAGUCGUAUUGAUUGAUUGGGUUUAUAACUGCUUUGAAGCUGGGGAAUUGGAGAAAUUGGAAAGAGUGGCUGAGACUGAGGGUGUUGAGAAUAAGAGGCUGGAGAGAAUGGUGAUGGUGGGUUUAUGGUGUGUGCAAGAUGACCCUGCAUUGAGGCCCUCAAUGAAGAAGGUGGUUUUGAUGCUUGAAGGCACGGUGGACAUACCGCGUCCCCCAAGCCCAAGUUCUUUUAUCAGCUCGAGUUAGUUACAAAAGAGCCAUGAUGAAAUAAUUGCAGAUUGAUAGUGGUAUCGGGUUUUUAUGUAACGGUCUGUAACUUUGUACUUAAG
Molecule: messenger RNA, 2507 nt
Organism: Amborella trichopoda
Lineage: Eukaryota; Viridiplantae; Streptophyta; Magnoliopsida; Amborellales; Amborellaceae
Product: G-type lectin S-receptor-like serine/threonine-protein kinase LECRK2
Biological process (GO): protein phosphorylation; recognition of pollen
Molecular function (GO): protein serine/threonine kinase activity; ATP binding
Source: RefSeq, a predicted model, not a curated record